Molecule: messenger RNA, 3089 nt
Organism: Notolabrus celidotus (New Zealand spotty)
Lineage: Eukaryota; Metazoa; Chordata; Actinopteri; Labriformes; Labridae
Gene: trim63b
Product: tripartite motif containing 63b
Exons: 1
Coding region: 1681-2727 (348 amino acids)
Molecular function (GO): zinc ion binding
Source: RefSeq, a predicted model, not a curated record
CAGACUCAUGGCUCACCUGACCUUGCACACUUCGCACCUCACAUCAUUUAGCUUUUUGAUUCUGAAAAGACACGCUCUGCCACAAGGAAACUAAAUUUAAAUUGCAAGAUUUGAUCAACAGGGGGCGCCAGCUCAACACAGCUGUGAUGCAACCCAACAGCCCAAACAAACAAUCAGAAAAACAUAAAAACUGAGCGGCUGAAUCUGAUAGCUACAUGUUGUUGUUUUUCCAGCGUUGGUGUCAUGAAGGGUCAGUUCAUGUUGUGACACCAGAAUCCUCUGGAUUAGAUGUCAGAUUACAUUCUCAAGCCCUCGACUGAAACUCUCUCAUCUUGUAACUCAAGAUCUAAACAUUUCAUUCAUGUUUUGAUCCACACUUCUCUGUUUUUCAUCCGUUACAUCAUUUUGAUGAUCGUCCAAUGUCCCUGGAUGAAUUUAUUUUCCCAUGCGUAGUUGUCGGGGAACAUGCACCAUGUGACCUUGUGCAACAGUUUAAGAAUAGCUUCUCCCUCAUGUUUACGGUACUUUGUGUUGAUGUGCCUCAGAUGCUGACAACAGCAUGUCAUAAGACACUCGGGUAACCAUUGAUUGUCAUUUCUUGGUACAAGUGGUAAAUAAAGGGUUUUCAAUAUAUAAAUUAAACAUCUGUCGCUCAAAAUGUAAUAUUUUUUGCAAAAGUCAACAAAUCUUCCCAUUAAUAAAUUACUUAUACCAAUGAAUAUUGAUAUUACAUGAAGUGAAUUUGUGUUUAGUGUGCAUUCACUUUUUAUUGAUCGAGUUAAGACCGCCCUCGUGUCAUUGUUUGUGCAAAAACAUUUUUUGCAGUAAACUAAAUAUCAAUUUUAACACAAGCAAAUGGGUCGUUACAAAAUACCUACAAGGUUAGAUAAAUAUCACCAAAUCUGCCUAAUUUAUCAAGUAGAAUUUCUUAAUUUUAAUAUUAGAUUUAGCAUUCAGAAAAUAAUAAAACCUGUUGAAACUUCAUAUUUGACAAUUAAAAAGUAACAGACAGGAAAGGCUUAAAAUUGGUCUCAUCAAUGAUCCAGCAGAGUUGUUUGUUAUCUUCAAAUUGGUAUUGAUUAUUUAUAUUGGUUUAUUGAAGUUGAGAAAUGUCACCAUUACAUGAAAAACACAGUCAAAGUGAUUGCUUCAAAGUAGUGAACAACAGAUUAUAUAAGAAGAAAACUAAGUACAUGACAACAUCCUCGUGGAGUGAAGACGGUUUAACAACACAGGUGUCUCAGGAUGUUGACAUUGACUUGUUUACAUUUUGGACUGAGGUUCCUAUCUGAGACGGUCACAUGGGUCCAGGUUGUCUGCUCAGCCUCCACUUGUGUCACUGUUAGAGGGGACGCGGUGCCCACUGGGACAUGUGACACAUGCUGCCUCGGGUAGGAGGGGGCCUUUUCUGUGAAAACAUCCCAAGGCAGCAAGCAGGCAGGAAUGUGUGCUCUGGUUGGUGGACAGGAUCAGAUAUCACCAGCUGUGAGGGGCUGCUAUAAAGGACCGGACUGCUAAGUGUCACCCAGAAUAGAUAUCAGCUUCUCCAACAGCACACACGAGGAAAGCUUUGGAGAGUCUGCCCUUCAUUUCAGAGAUUGACCGACGGAGAGAAAGCUCUUAGUUUUAUCUUGUGAACUGGGAAGCUUACUGGUUGAGCUGUAGACAGACUUUUCCACUAUGGACAUCCAGAGGACAGGGUCUAUGGUCCGGCCACCGAGCCCCAUGGAUAGCCUGGAGAAGCAGCUGAGCUGCCCCAUCUGCCUCGACAUGUUCACCAAACCGGUGGUCAUCCUGCCCUGCCAGCACAACCUGUGUCGCAGUUGUGCCAGUGACCUCUACGACUCACGCAACCCAUACCGCUUCUCUGGAGGAGUGUUCCGCUGCCCUACUUGCCGCUUUGAGGUCGUACUAGACCGCCAUGGUGUUCAUGGGCUCCAACGCAACCUGUUGGUUGAAAACAUCAUCGACAUCUAUAAGCAGCAGCAAGAAGGUAACAACAACACUGUAACCACAGAACCAACCCUGAAACCCAAAGAAUCCAAAGAGCCACUGUGCCAAGAACAUGAGGACGAGAAAAUCAACAUUUACUGUGUGACCUGCCAGGUUCCCACCUGCUCCAUGUGCAAAGUGUUUGGUCAGCACAAAGACUGUGAAGUGGCACCUUUACCAAGCAUCUACCAGACCCAGAAAGGCGAACUGAGUAAUGCUAUUGAUACCCUUGUGGCCAGCAAUGGGCGCCUGCAGUCAUUGCUCAACCAGAUGGAAGACUCCUGCCGUGCCGUGCAAGAGAACGCUCAGCGUGCUAAGCAAGGGCUAGCCGAACGCUUUGACCUGCUUUAUGCUGUCCUGGAAGAGCGCAAGACCAUCCUGCUGGAGCAGGUUGGAAAAGAGCAAGACGAAAAGGUGGCAGCACUGCGGGCCUUGGCUCAACGUUACGGUGAACGCCUGCAGGCCAGUACAGAGCUCACCGACACUGCUGUGAGGGCACUGGAGCAGGGUGGAGCUGCCGAGUUCCUGUUAGCCUCCAAGGGCCUCAUCACACAGACCAAAGACGCAGCCAAACACGCUCUGGGAGAGGAGAGGCCAGAGCCGGGCUUCGAGAAGAUGGACCACUUCACUUUGUCUACAGAGCAUGUUGAAGCAGUCCUGACAAAAAUGGACUUUGGAGUGGCGGAUGAGGAUGAGUUUGAGGAUGCAGAAGAUGAGGAGGAGGAAGAGGAAUAAUGAAAGUGGUUAUGGACUCAUAGGAAAGACUGUUUUAUGUACUGUUGAAAGUUUCUAACACAAGUGUUUAUGGCAGGGACUCUGCGUGGAAUUUUAUUAGUAAUAUAAGGUGGAUUCGGGCUAAAGUAACUCGCCCUUACUUUAAGUGCAAUAUUGAAUUCUAAUGUUGUACCUUUUCUUAAUGUCUUUUUAUACUUUUGUACUUGAAGUCAGUGGAAUGGGAAAGAAAGAUCUUGAGUGUCCGUUGAUUGCUCACACAUUUUCCUCAUAUGUAGCUUAUUGAGAUAGUAAUUUGUAUUUCUCUCACCUUGUUUUAUUUUGUGUUGAAUCAGUGAUCAGCUGAUCUGUCUGUCUUCAAUGGA